CCAAAACAAAGCUGAGAAAAAAUAAUUGGAGGGCUGAAAAGUAUUAUUGAAGGUGGAAUGUUCAUAGUAAGUUUGAAUGUUACCAACGUCAGACACAUCGCAAAUUCCAGGAUAGAACCGUCUGCAGUUCUGUAUUGGCCUGGAAUUCAGCUGGAAUCUUGUGGCAGGAGCGGAAAGUGUUCGUCGUGCCACGUUCGUAGCUGUUUGAAAAGCUUUUGUUCUCAUACAAACGUUUCCAAAAAAAAAGAAUUUACCUUUGAGAGGAGCGUUGAAUACACCGUGUAUUUCCGUUGCAUUCCGAAUGGAAUGAGGUUGUUAAUCGGACAUGAUGUGUUGGAUAUAAGGCGAUGAGUAUUGAACAUGCCCGGAGCGGUCCUGUCGCAAUGGAAACGGCUGUGUUGGAGAGGUGUGAUGCCAAUUUGUCGUCGCAGCCUGCUGAUUUGAAUUGUGCAAUUGAAAAACAGUCACAGGAGCCAUUGAUACAGACAUCUGAGCAACAACAGCAGCAGCAGUCCGUAGGAGCAGUAGUGGCAGCAGCAGCACAGCAUGCUCCCCAACAGCAGCAGCAGCAGUCCACAGCAGGAGCAGACGAUGCUCACCAGCAUCACCAGCAAUAUCAGUCCAUAGCAGCAGCAAUGCAACGUGCUCCCCAACAGCAACUGCACCGGCCGUCAACAACAGCAAUAGCACAACAUGCUUUCCAACAGCACCAACAGCAGAUCCAUCAGCAGCAGCAGCCGCCGCCACAGCAGCUCCAGCAUCAGCAGCAGCUCCAGCAUCAGCAGCUCCAGCAUCAGCAGCAGCUCCAGCAUCAGCAGCAGCUCCAGCAUCAGAAGCAGCACCAGCAGCAGCACCAGCAGCAGCUCCAGCACCAGAUCCAUCAGCAGCAGCAGCUCCAGCAGCAGCAGCAGUCCAUAUCGGCGGUGGCAGCAGCAGCACACCAUGCUCCCCGGCAACAACAACAGCAAGGAAAGGAUAGUUCACCAGCAGCAGCAGCAGGGCAAGCACCAACAACAUCGUCACGCUCCGCAUCAGCGUCGGUGGGUACUGGGAUUGCUACUCGCCCUGUUGCUAGGCACACGGCUGCCACCCCUAGUGCUUCUUCACGGGAAUGCGAGGAGAUUCGACAGUUCAGUCUCGGCGCCGAGCUAGUGGCGUCACCUGGCAAUGACAUGACCCGGGCCGUGUCACCAAAGAUGGCCCAGCAGCUUGGUGAGCUGAUCGAGGAUAGAGAAGUGAAGCUGGCGAUCACAGAUGAGCGCUAUCAGAAGUGCUUGCUAGAGCUGUUGUUCUUGGAUGCUGGCGGUGAAAUGGUCGACUACCAUCUUUGGCGUAAGCGCAAGAACCCGUAUCGAGACACGUUUCUGGAUCUGAAUCCCAUCGAGAACGAAUCGUUUGAGUACAAUCUGCCGCCCGACCCGGUGCGGACGCAGGGCCAGCCCACGCCAUCCAGCUCCACAGCCGCUCACAGCAGCACUGCCGGCGCCUCUCGCACCCCGACGGUAACGAGCACAUCGCAAGCGACGGCGACGACCACGCCGACUGUGGCGCCGAUGGCUGCAGCAGCAGCAGCACCCCAGCCACCAGCGCCGCAGCCGCCGCCGCCGAAAGUGUCCCGUGGCCGUGCGCCCGACUCUCGCCCACGCAUACACGCCUACACUGGCCCUGUGGCCAGGUCGCGCAAGGACCGUGAGAGCAGCGGCUCGCGUAGCGGCUCACGCGUGCGCUCUCCGCUGGCCUCACCAAAGUCACCGCAGUCGGGCGCCACGAGUCUGGUUUCCUCUCCAACGCACACAGGCAGCACCAGCAGCAGUCAUGGUGGUCCAGUGUCGCCACCACUGGAGCAGCAGGUCACCAGCAGCACCAUCAGCAGCACCAGUAGCACCACCAGCAGCAGCACCAGCACCGGCAUGCGCAGCCAGCACAAGUGGGUGGAGAACAUGGAGAUGACGAUGACGCACGGCUCGCAGGAGAUUGCCGAGCAGGCCAAGCACGAGGCCGACGUGCGAGUGCGCAUGGAGGCGCUGCAGAAGGACGGCCUCUGGUCGGCCAUGCGCACCAGUCCCGUCGACGAGCCCGCGAGGCCGAAGUCCCACUGGGAUUUCCUGCUGGAGGAGAUGGAAUGGCUCGCCGGCGAUUUCAUGAAGGAGAGACGCAUCCGAUCCUCUUGGGCACGAAAGCUGUCCAAGGCAGUGCUGCGCCACCACAACGAGAAGGCCACCCGGCAGCAGCGCAUUCGCAAGGAGAGCCAGGCCAAGCUGCGGCGCAUAGCCAGCGGCAUGGCCAAGGACGUGCGCGGAUUCUGGGGCAACAUUGAACGGGUAAGCACCAUAGUGUCUUGUAUUAAAGCCUAUCUCGUAUAGAAGCCUGUUUUGAAU
This is a messenger RNA of Sycon ciliatum, 2378 nucleotides long. Its product is annotated as probable basic-leucine zipper transcription factor Q. Gene Ontology annotation, molecular function: chromatin binding. The record is from RefSeq and is a predicted model, not a curated record. Gene Ontology annotation, cellular component: NuA4 histone acetyltransferase complex; Swr1 complex. The transcript is spliced from 3 exons. Lineage: Eukaryota; Metazoa; Porifera; Calcarea; Leucosolenida; Sycettidae. Bases 348 to 2363 code for a protein of 671 amino acids. Gene Ontology annotation, biological process: DNA repair.